Rotaria sp. Silwood2 is the source of this 537-nucleotide messenger RNA. The record is from the annotation of a GenBank genome assembly. Lineage: Eukaryota; Metazoa; Rotifera; Eurotatoria; Philodinida; Philodinidae.
AUGCUAGUGAAGCAUAUUAUUGCUCAAUGUACUAUGGCCCAUAGAAUCGAUCAGAUUUCAAUAACAGCACUAGAUGCUAUUGGAUGGAUCAGCAAGGCAUGGAAUACAGUUACAAGUACAACGAUCAGUAAUGCCUUUAGGCAAGCUGGCUUUUCUAGUAUUUCAUCUAAAAAUCACAAUGUAAGUAACGAUAUUAUGUUAAUAGAUGAUAAUGAAGACCAAAAUCCUAUAAAACAACUUGAUGAUCGUCUUGUUCAUUUACAGAUUGGAGGUAAUCGAAUGUCGGCUUCAGAACUUGUUAAUAUCGACUCAAAUAUUCCUGUUUUUAAUGAAUGGAAUGACAACAGCGAUCUUCUUAUUGAAAUUACUAAUCAUGACACUGCUGAAAAUAGUGAAGACAUAGAAGAAGAAGAAGAAGAAGAAUCAAAUGAAAUGGCACCGCAACUUCCAGAAGCACUUGAUAUUCUAAGAAGACUACAUCUAUUUGCAUCGAAAGAACAGCCUGAACUACACGUGCUUAUUAGUGACCUCGAAUAA